GACUAACAAUCGAUUUAAAAAUGGGUGAUGUUGAAAGGGGCAAGAAGAUUUUUGUCCAGAAGUGUGCCCAGUGCCAUACUGUGGAAAAGGGAGGCAAACACAAGCCUGGGCCAAAUCUCCAUGGUCUAUUUGGGCAAAAGACAGGUCAGCCCCCUGGAUUUUCUUACACAGAAAGAAAGAACAAAGGCCAACAAGAACAAGGUCUCACUUGGGGAGAUGCUACACUGAUGGAGUAUUUGGAGAAUCCCAAGAAGUACAUCCCUAGAAUAAAAACGAUCUUUGCUGACAUUAAGAAGAGUGUAGAAAGGGCAGACUUGAUAGCUUAUCUCAAAAAAGCUACUAAUGAGUAAUAGUUGGCCACUGCCAUAUUUAUUACAAA
Myotis davidii is the source of this 379-nucleotide messenger RNA. Its product is annotated as cytochrome c-like. Lineage: Eukaryota; Metazoa; Chordata; Mammalia; Chiroptera; Vespertilionidae. Gene Ontology annotation, molecular function: heme binding; electron transfer activity. Gene Ontology annotation, cellular component: mitochondrial intermembrane space. Gene Ontology annotation, biological process: mitochondrial electron transport, cytochrome c to oxygen; mitochondrial electron transport, ubiquinol to cytochrome c. The record is from RefSeq and is a predicted model, not a curated record. The coding region runs from base 21 to 350 and encodes 109 amino acids. The transcript has a single exon.